CUUUGUGCAAAGGUCGGUUCCUCGCUGUCAGAUACACCCUGUUUCGCCAAUGGGGAUAGCAGCCUUCAGGUUCCUUCCCCUCUUUGUAGAUUUUCCUGUGCGACAGUCUGACACCCGAGCAGUCGCGAGACCAGCGCCUCUGGCCAAUUUAUCUCUCUAAAUUUUCUCGUCUUCCUCCCUCGCAUGUGAAAGGCGUACGCACCUUUCGAGACAGGACGCGCUCCUGUCGGCUCCGCCGUUUGAUAAACUGGUGCCAGUCCUGUUUUUCGCCUUCGCCGAACGCAGUCGUCUUCCCAGUUUUCCUUCUUCUCUACAAAGCUGCCUGUUCGUCAACCUCGUUCUUUCAGCAUUGCUGUACACUCCUCGUUUCUUCCGUCUGCUCGUUUUUCGCUUUCUCUACGAGUCUCCUAUUCAUCACCCUCGUUCUUUCCUUCUGUCUGUACACUUUGUGCCUCCUUUCUAAAUCCGCAGCCGCUGCUGGCCGCUCCUCUCUCUCGUGUGUCUCUGCCUCGGCCUCUCUGUCGUCCUUCCGUCUCCGCUAUUUUUUUCUUCGUUUCCUUCACGGUUGUCCUUCGCCUUUUUCUCGGCCGCUCCUGCCCUGCCUUCUCGCCUUUCACCCUGUCCAGUGGGCCGCGGAGCUCGUGAGUAUCCUCCAGUUUCGACUGUGCUUUUCGCAGUUUCUGCGCGUCUCCCCAAUGCGUCGACGGCUGGUCUCGUCUCAAAAGGGGAGGCUAGGAAGGCGCAGGGCGAGGGAGUGACGUUGAAGAGAUGAAAGAGAGGACUCGACAAGCAUCGCCAGAUCUGCAUGAGUGUUUCAAAACGAAGACACACGCCCGUUUCAACAAAGUCUUUUGUUUUUGGAGAUGCUACAAAUUUGACGAGGUAGAUCGAGGCGACGAGGAGAACACAAGAAAUGUACUUUGUAGACAGGCUAGACCGGAGCUCUGACGACGCACUGUGCGCCGAAGAUAACCUUAGAUGUACAGAUGGAGAGAAUUCGUUCUUGUACGGUCUGUUCGUCAGGGGAUUCUCCAGAUUCUUCCUGCCUGGAUCAUGAAGGCGCUUUCUUUGUUGUCCGUUCUCUCGCUUCCUGCAUUCGUCAUCUCAACUCGCGUUUCUCUCCUCGCGUUCGCCGUCUCCCUCUCUAGAGCCUGUCCCCAAGCGGCGGGGCCUCGCCCUGGGAGCGCGGCGUCUUCGUUCUCUCUCCCCGCUUCGUCCUCUUCAUCCCCUAGGCGCUUCUCUCCACGCUUAACUGGUCGCGGAUCUCUUUCCUCCGCUAUCCUCUCACCUCCUGAUUCAACGCCUGCCUUUCCUUCUUGUUCUUCUCCCUCUUCUUCCCAGUCGUCGUCUCUUCUCUCGUCUUCUUCCUUUCUUCUCUCUUGUGCCCUUUUUUCUGUUGCGGCAGGCUGUGAGAGAGUUCUUGGGUGGCUGCCUUCCUGUCGACCAGAACGGUUGCUUUCUGGAGUCUCCAAAGUGCGACGGAGAGCGCGAGGCUUCCCCGCGAAGAGCUUGGGAUCCUUGCCGCGGGCGUUUCUUUUCUCUCACGAGAGUUCGCUCUUGUCUCCAAACCGAGGAAGCCUCCACUGCCGACCUUCCACGGCGGAGACCUUCCUCAGACAGCAGAAAAGCCUGCAGAGAAAUCUAUCCUCUUUUCACACCGGCAAGGACGACGUUGCUCCUCAGAAAAGUCACAGGAGAGCCCCCGGACUUGCGCGCCUGGAAAAUGCAGCGGCGACACCGAGAUGUACGUACACCGCCUUACCAGGCGUGAGGCCGGGUGUCGCGUCCCCCUCAGAACGCAGUGACUCUCCUGUUGUGUGGUGGAGAGCAGGAUCGGGGAUCUCGUCUCCCGGAUUUGAAGACGAAACUGCAGGAAGAAAACGAAGAACGCUGUUCACGCAGAAAAAAGCAUACAGAUGUGGAGCGACGCGCGCGAGACGAGAAGCGAAGAGAAGUCGGAGGGGGCUUGCGAGCUUCCAGAUGAAUAUGGCGCCUCCGGGGACAGCGUUCGAGACGAAAGUUUUCGAGUGUAGAGACAAUCCAAUUGAUACCAUGCCGUGGGAGCAUGUUGUGCCCUUCUACAAGGUCCACACGAAAGAAGACAAUUUCUGGCUGCAGUUCCUCAAAGGCAAUUGGACUUACGUUGAUGGGCGGAAGAUGCUCGACAAGCCUGCAGGCGUGAUUGACGGGGGCCAGGCACUCUACGAUGGCAUGGGGACGACUUUGCCUUUAAAUCCUCUCGCCAAAGAUCGGCAGCGAGCUGAGGCUCGACCCAAGCAUUUGGACCACGGCGUCCUUUUCAGGGAGGCUUUUGACAGGCCUCACCGAAUCACCUUCGACCGGAUCCCCUGUGGGAACUCCGACGUCUACUACGGAGAGACAGACCUCGAUUUGGAGGAGAGGUUGUGGGGAGCUUUUCACCACAAGAGGGCGACGGAGGAAGGGUUUCCAGAUACAGGAUGGAGAAAUAUUCUUCCCCAGUACGACAUGAGCGAAAUGCCGAACCCAUGGACCCACACAAAGGGCGAAUUUAUCGAAAUGCCGUAUAAUUCGCGAGACCCUUCGCCGGGACCUCCGGUGGCUCCUAUUGAAUUUGACUUGGCUGCUGCGGGUCGAUUCGGUGGCUACGUUCUGGAUCCUGGCUGGACUCGUCACUUCGAUUACGUUGAACAGUACAACGAGAUGCAGAGAUGGCUGCAAGAAGAAGAAGAGGAGCGCGAAGAGCGGGAGGACGAGGCGCAGGCAGAGGGCGCACCCGAGGGCGAGGCAGAAGGCGCGGGAGUCUCCAGCGCAGAGAAGAAGAGGAAGAAACGAAAGAGACGGAGGCCACAGUUGUUGGACAAGCCGAUGUUCCGAGAAGCCUACGAACGCGGUCAACUCAUCAUCAAGUCCAGAUAUGCGGAUCUUCGAAACCACCCUGUGUACAAGAAGGCGAUCUACGAGGGGGCAACCCACCACUCAGCUUGCAUCGCGGCCGAGCGCGCGACGCCAGAGACAAUUGUGGACAUCUGGAAAGGAAAAGAAAUCGCGAGUGAUCUUCCAAAGGCAGCCGGUUACGACCACGAAGGGGGCGGAAAGUGGAACUGCGAAGAUGGAGAAGGACAGACAAUUGCCAUCAACAUGCUCGGUGAAGACAUCGUUCCCCACGCAAAUUGCUACAUGUCUCCGAAGAUGUCUACGCACGAGAUGGCAGAAUUGUGGCACUUCUGGAUGACGGAGGCCCAUCGGGAGGGACGCUACACAGAUUUUCAUUCCGAGAUUGGAUGUUAUUCUGAUAUUGAAUAUGAAGACCGACUCCUGAGGAAGAGAUACCCUCGGUUGAUGGCGCUGUAUAGGCCUCUGUGGUGUCACCGAAAGUAUGGCGAUGAAUUUGGAGAUGCUGUGCGCCCAGACGAGGCCCCGCCGGAUGAGGUCCUGAGUGCUUUUGGGGCUCCUCUGACGCCGCCAUCGGGCGUCCUGCGCCGCGCCGCUUCCCGUUUGAGGCGGAUCCGGCAGUCGCUCCGGAGAACUCCAUGGCUGUCUUUGCAGGAGGAAGUUCUGCAGGGCGACGAAUUGGAUUCAGGAGACAGGGAUCUCCUUUUUCUGCGCAGGGCGGGCCUGUCGGGGCGCGACAUCCUUUCUAGGGAGGUUAAGGCUGAACAGAAGAGUAGAGAAAGAGACGAACGCCGGCGGGAGCUGGGGCAAAAGACUCGCCUUUCGCCUGGUUAUCGAAGACACACAGAAAGCGAAGAAGAGAGAGAAUCGGAGAAGGAACAGCUUGAGGGCCAUUUCAGUUGGAGACACGAAACGAGACUCGGUGUCGAUGCGAAUGCGAGGGAGGAGGGUGGAGACGCUCCUGAUAGGUUGGAAAACACAGAGAGAAAACAAAGACGUGCGGGUCACGACGGUCUCCUGCCUGAAGAAGAGAGGUACAGCGGAGGCUGGGAGAAACGAGAAAGAGACAGUCUUGCGGAUGCAGCUGAGGAAGAAGAGAAAGAAGAUGUGAACUUCUUGGACGAAUACGACAUGUGGUGGCUCGACCGCGGCAACGCCUACGGGGAUUCCAUUCCCGAGUACCAGAGUCCCGCCAUGGCCAUCCAAGAAGUGCUUCCAAAUUCGAGAGAAAGCGAUACGAAGAAGCGGAAAGCGAACUGAAAUGAUGCUGGAUGCGCUCCCCGCGUCUAACGGAAAAGACAGACCCGCCGGUCGUGACGAGGAACAAAAUUUGAUUCUCCAGCGUUUUCGCUGACUUCGUCACAUCAUCCGUGAAACUUGAAUUCAUGUGCAUAUAUAUAUAUAUAUAUAUAUAUAUAUAUAUAUAUAUAUAUAGGGGUGCAAAUGCACAUGCGGGUGAAUUCUAUAUGGGUAGGUGGUGAAACAGGGACAAGGAGAAACACUUGCGUUUCUCAGUUUUAGAGGGGAAAACAGAUGUGUGGGUGUGUGUGCGUAUUCUAGCUGCUGCCACGGAACGUAUCAUAUACGUUCAGUAAACUGUCUAUACGCAUGCGUUUUAUUUCACUCAAGCCUACACGGGAUCCGAGGAGUAGCGGAAGCUCUGUAAGAACAGCUGGCCUGGCACCGACGACGGCCUACGGUCUGAUUCUUCAAAAGUGGGUUCAAAGUAGCGUUUUUGGAAAAUGUUUAUCAAUUUUUUAUGCGGUAACGGUGCGCCUGUGGUGCUUCGGUGAAACGUGGACGGCACGCCAUAGCUUGGAUUUGUCCUGAUGUGUGGAUUUUGAAUUCUGACUUAAGUUUCCUUGUUUUUCACACGAGGUCCAGCCGCUGUGACGUGUCGCAGUCCUACAAGCUCGGCCAUAAGAGACGAACGCAAAACUGCAACGCU
Messenger RNA from Toxoplasma gondii ME49, 4822 nucleotides. RefSeq lists its product as hypothetical. The transcript is spliced from 11 exons. The record is from RefSeq and is a predicted model, not a curated record. Lineage: Eukaryota; Apicomplexa; Conoidasida; Eucoccidiorida; Sarcocystidae. Bases 979 to 4134 code for a protein of 1051 amino acids.